Molecule: messenger RNA, 7166 nt
Organism: Carassius gibelio (silver crucian carp)
Lineage: Eukaryota; Metazoa; Chordata; Actinopteri; Cypriniformes; Cyprinidae
Product: tripartite motif-containing protein 16-like
Exons: 6
Coding region: 4812-6500 (562 amino acids)
Molecular function (GO): protein binding; zinc ion binding
Source: RefSeq, a predicted model, not a curated record
GUCAGAAACAGAAGUGCUAAAAAACGCUAAAAAUGGGCUUCACUUGCCUCAAUUGAGUUCCAAUAGGGUCGCUGUGUCCAUUUCUUUUACUGUCUAUGGGUUUUCCCUUUGCAUUUCACUUUUCUGCGCGUCUCGAUUUGUGGCACUGUUUUUACGUGGGGGCGGAGCCAAGGGAAGGGGGCGUGUACAACAUGCCUCCCUGGAAGUGACGUCAUCUGCCUGAGACAGCUCACUGAUCCAGGUACUGCUGCAUCCGAAAACUUAGGCAGGUGACAUGCUGUCUAAUCAGGCAAUGACUUUGAAGGCAGCGUUUUUGCACGAAGGGACCUCAUAUAACUGAGUUCGGACAGGCUUCUGAAGCAGUAUAAUGGUUUAAUGAUCUACAGCAAAAUAGAGAGCUUUGGUGAUAACUAGGUGUAUAUUUCAUUACUGCAAUAUUAAUUUCUCGCUAGAAAUGGCAUAAAAAAAGAAAAACGUUGAUCAAAAACAUACAUUUAUACACAAACUGACCACCGACCGCAACUUUCAGACGCCAUCUUUAUUUUUUUGCUUAACCAGAGCCUGUCUACGGAGAGCCUUCCCACUCCGUAUUAAGGCCCAAUCCCAAUUCUAUUAUAUACCAGGGACAGUUUAUAAGAGACAUGCCACUUCCUCAAUCCUCAAUACAACUAUAUAAAGAAAAUCCGUAACGGCAAAGAUGCCGGUUGUGUGCACAUGUCCCGCCCCUCCCGCUGGAAAGUUUUUAAAAGUCAAGCCGGGAAACAUUUUAGCCUAUCGUCUUGUUCCACUGACGUUUGCGCACAGUUGAGGAACCUUUGCGCAUGUGUAGUAAAGGUAUAACCUGUGGUGAAAAAGGCGUUUUAAACCUUAUUUUGGGGUAACGUCAUCAAAAUUUUUCAGCGAUUUUUAUCAUAUUUCACUGCUGUUUCUAUACAUGCUUGUUUUUAUGUCCCGGUGACCAGUGAAAGUGCAGUUCUGACUCUCUGCCCAUUCAUUUAGAUAGGAGCUGGUCUUGUUAUUCUGAAAUAGCUGCCCGGAGGCGUUGCCAAGAUGGCGGCCGAGUGGCACGACUUGUCUGAAAGGACUUUGACUUAGAUUUUGUUUGCAGUAGAGUCCUCAUACACACAUAUGAAACAGAGCACAUAUCACACAUUCAGAGAAAGAUUGUUGUCACUGCACCACCCGGCCAUGUGGCUCACUUCGCUCCUGUAGUUUGUCUCAUCUUUAUUGCUAAUGAGACCCACCACAGUCGUAUCAUCCAAAAACUUAGAGGUUGGAGUUGUGUGACGGUAUGCAGUCAUGGCGUGGGUCAGCAGAGUGAAGAGGAGGGGGCUCAGCACACAUCCUUGGGGGGCCCCAAUGUUCCGUUUGAUGGGAGGAGGUGGAGUCUUCUGUGCAGUGGUGCUGUUUUGUUGCUCAAAAAGCGAAGAAGGUGUUCAGCUCGUUCAGUAGAGAGAUGUUGCUGUCACAGGUCUGUGGUGGGGGCUUGUAGUCCGUAAUGGUCUGUAUCCCCUGCCACAGGCUCUGCUGUUGCUGAAUUGAUGGGCUAUCCUCCUGGAGUGAUGUCUCUUAGCCUCUCUGAUGCUGCGGGACAGGUUGGCCCUGGCUGUUCUCAGGCCCACCUCAUAUCCAGUUCUGAAGGCAAUGUUCUGUGUCUUCAAGACCUGUAGACCUUCAGGACCUGUAGACCUUCCCUGUCAUCAACGGCUUCUGGUUGACCUGUACACUGAUUGUCUUUGUGGCUGUUACAUCAUCAAUACACUUGUUGAUAUAGCUAGUGACAGUCUCUGAGUACUCCUGGAGGUCAGUGGUGUUAUUGUAUGUGGCAGCCUGCUUAAACAUAUUCCAGUCAGUUGUGUCAAAGCAGUCUUGAAGAGCCCCUGACGAUCCUUCAGGCCACACUUGAAUCUGUUUUUGAACUGGUUUGGUGACUUUAAUGAGUUGACUGUAUGCAGGCAUUAGCAUGAUAGUGAUGUGGUCUGAGGCUCCGAGGUGGGGGAUGGGGAGGGCUUUGUAACCUUCUCUCUGUGUGGUGUAAACAAAGUCUAAAAUGUUAUUACCUCGUGUUAAAAAGUUAAUGUGUUGGUGUAUUUUUGCAAACACACUCUUUAAGUCAGCAUGGUUGAAAUACCCAGCUAUGAUGAGAAAAGUAUCAGGGUGUGCUGUCUGCUGCUCACUGAUGUGCUGGUGCAGUGCAUCGUUCCUGUUGCAGUUGAUGUUGUUUGGGGGAAUGUAAACCGAAACGAGCAGUAUGGCAGUAUAUUCCCUCGGCAGAUAGAACGGCCAACACUUAAUGAUCAUAAACUUCAGCAGGGGUGAGCAGUGUUUGCAGAACACAACAGCAUCGCUGCACCACAUGUCAUUGAUAACACAAAGACUGCCGCCGAGAGAGCUCUGUCUGCUCAAUAGCACAUCAACUUGUCAAGCUGAAUAGCGCAGUCUGGAACGCUGUUGCUGAGCCAUAUUUCCGUGAACAAAAAAACACAACAGUCUCUUACAGUCAGCUGAGUUGAACGUAGUAAUUGGAUAUAGUCCAGAUUAAUGUCCAAAGAGCGUACGUUAGCCAGUACGAUGGUGGGGAUAGAUGGCUUGUGUGGGUUAGCCGUUAGCCUAGCCCAGAUACCUCCACGCUCACCCCUCUUCUGCUUCCUCUUACUUCCUUUUUUUAAUUACAUAAAAAGACAUUAUCAACGGACUGUGGGAUGGAUAAAAAUAUUUGAUCAAUCUUUGAUAACCUCAGGUUGCUCUGGUCAGGCGGGUUUGUUUAUUCUUUAAACUCGUGGCCACAACAAAACUAAACCAAAAAGACUCAAGCUUCUUUUUUUUUAUCUUACAGUGACAGUCAUUUAUUAAAUUAUGCCAUGAGUUAUGUAAAUGAAAAAUGAAGUCGAGAUCAAUAUGAAACUUGAGUCGAAGACCUUUUUAACGAUGGAAGUUAUAGUUUAUGAAGUGUUUAAUUGCAUUAUUUUACAUUAAAAAUAGCAGUAACUCUGAACUAAUGUGAACAAAGAACGCUUCUGUGUGCUGGCAUCAUCCCACAUGUUAAGAGAUUUUAAACAAACACUGUUAAUACACAAGCAGUUAACCAAAUGAUCCAAACACUUUUUAAUGCUAUUAAAGUGUGCAGACUGAGAGAAAUAAACGCCAGAUAUUCAUGGUAACAACUUCUUUAACUUGAACAAACAGUGCUAAUACACAUAUACAUUUGUUAAUAAAGUAAAUAAAACGAAAACAUGCAUGUUUUAAUGCUACUGAAUAAAAGGAAACGAUCCACUCGCAAGCCUCUGCUCAACCAUAGACAGUAAAAGAAAUGGACACAGCGACCCCAUUGGAACUCAAUUGAGACAAGUGAAGCCCAUUUCUUCAUAUACACACUCCUUCCCGCACUCUAAGAUCUGCUUCUGCACUUACACUUGUUCAGCCACGCACUCGGACAACUUCUCUGGGGUCACGAGCUUUUGGCUUUGCUGCUCCCCAUUUAUGGAACUCUCUUCCUGUAGAAGUUCGCAACAGUUCUAGUCUCUCAGUUUUUAAAUCUCGUCUUAAAACAUAUCUGUUUAGGCAGGCUUUUAUGUGAUUUAAUGUUUGUUGUUGUACUGGUUUGAUUGAGUAAUGUCUUUUUUUUAAUGAAUUGUGUAAGGUGUCCUUGAGUGCCAUGAAAGGCGCCUUUAAAUAAAAUGUAUUAUUAUUAUUAUUAUUUUUAGCGUUUUUUAGCACUUCUGUUUCUGACGCACAGACUCAAACGAAGCUUGACGACGUCAGCAACCUGUCUGCCAGAUGUAAAUCUUCUAAGUGGCUGUGCGUGCAAACUGCCAUCGUUAAUCUUGCAGAGACGGCGAGCUUGAGCGGGGAGUUCUUUGUCGUGAGUGAGCAGGAUUAAGUAUUCUGAUUAAUUAUUUUGUAUAGUAUUUUAAAAUGUAACGCCAGUACGCCAUAUUAAGUUAAUUGCCUGCGAGCUUCUCCUCCUGUCUGUACGGUAAUGCGAAAGAGAGACGAGCCUAUUAGGCUAUAUUAGCCUAUUUUUUACAAAAACUGUUUAUACGGGGCCAUAAUGUAACAUAGAAGGUAAUGGAGCCCUUUAUACAUUGUCGUGUAUCUUUAGAAAUAAAUAAUGGACAAACGGAGUCUUUAAACGCCUCAGAUGUAAAGUUAUUCGCUGUCAAAGUGACGCCAAAAUGAAGUGAAGUUCUGCUAAAAGAUGGCAGCCCCCACCCGACUUCAACUUCCGGUCGAGUUCCUUGCCCCCUGUGCUCAACAAAACAGUGAGCUGCGUCUCGGGCCGAUGGCGUCACUUCCAGGGAGUCAUGUUGUACACGCCCCCGUCCCUUGGCCCCGCCCCCACGUCAAAACAGUGCAACACAUCGAGACACGCAGAAAAGUGAAGCACAAAGGGAAAACGGUAUCACAAGCUCAAACUACACUGACACGCAAAAUAAAAGCAGUGUUGCAAAUAAAUUAAUAGAUAUGACCAUGGAAAAUAUGUAUUGCAAAAUCAUUGCUUUCGUGCGGUUUCAUUUAUGUUUUUCAAUUCUCUAUUUUUGUUUGCAAAACUUCAUUUUUUUCUCCAAAAACUUUAUUUUCUUAUGCAGUUCUUUAUUUUAUUUUAAUGUUUGUAUAUAUACGGCAUUAUUUUGACCCCAUAUCAUUACCUCUUAUAGAGAGUUUCUGUAUAAGACUGCCAUCUAGUGCUCCUGUUUUAUGACUUUUGCACACGUUUCGGAACCAGGAAAUGUUUCAGUUCAGCGAAAUCGAAAUUAAACUGCUGUCGAACUGUUGCGAAUGUCUCUCCAGCUGUGAGUGCGUGCAGUAAAAUGGCAGAAUCCAGUGUUUCUUUGGCUCAGAAUGAGUUCACUUGUUCAAUCUGUCUGGAUCUACUAAAGGAUCCAGUGACUAUACCCUGUGGACACAGUUACUGUAUGAGCUGUAUUACAGACUGCUGGGAUCAGGAUUAUCAAAAUGGAGUCUAUAGCUGCCCUCAGUGCAGACAGACCUUCACUCCAAGACCUGUUUUAGGUAAAAACACAAUACUGGCUGAAGUGCUGGAGAAACUCAAGAAGACAAAACGCCAAGCUGCUCGUCCUGCUCAGUGUUACUCUGGAUCUGGAGAUGUGGAGUGUGACGUCUGUACUGGGAGAAGAUGUAAAGCCAUCAAAUCUUGUCUGGUGUGUCUGGAAUCUUACUGUCGAAAUCAUUUAAAACGUCAUGAAGAAUUUCACUCUGGAAAGCGACACAAAUUGACUGAUGCCACUGGACAACUGCAGGAGAUGAUCUGUCCUCUACAUGAUAAACUGCUGGAGAUUUUCUGUCGUACUGAUCAGCAGUGUAUAUGUUAUAUGUGUAUGGUAGAUGUACACAAAGACCACGACACUGUAUCAGCUACUGCAGAGAGGACUGAGAAACAGAGACAACUGGAGGAGACGCAGAGGACAAACCAGCAGAGAAUCCAGGAGAGACAGAAGCAUAUUGAGGAGCUGAGAGAGGCUGUAGAGUCUCACAAGCGCUCUGCACAGACAGCAGUGGAGGACAGUGAGAGGAUCUUUACUGAGCUGAUCCGCUCCAUUGAGAGAAGCCGCUCUGAGGUGACACAGCUGAUCAGAGAUCAGGAAAAGACUGAAGUGAGUCGAGCUGAAGGACAACUGGAGCAACUGAAGCAGGAGAUUGAAGAUCUGAGGAGGAGAGACGCUGAGCUGGAGCAGCUUUCACACACAGACAAUCACAUCCGUUUCCUCCAGAGUUUCAAGUCUCUCUCUGUUCCUCCUGCAUCUCCUAACUCACCCAGCAUCAGUUCUCAUCUCUCUUUUAGUGAUGUUGAAAAAUCUGUGUCUCAUCUGAGAGAGAAACUGGAGCAUUUAUUCAGAGAGGAAAUAGAAAUGUUAUCUGGUAGAGUGAGAAACAUCUACAUCAUACCCACCUCUGAACCCGAGACUCGUGAGGAAUUCCUCAAAUAUUCCCAUCAGCUCACUUUGGAUCCAAAUACAGUGAAUAAAAACCUGGUACUGUCUGAAGAGAACAGAGUGAUUGAAUACACUCGUCAAGAACAGCUGUAUCCUGAUCAUCCAGACAGAUUUGAUGGUUUUCCUCAGGUGUUGUGUAGAGAGAGUGUGUGUGGACGCUGUUACUGGGAGGUUGAGUGGAGUGGUUGGGUGGGUAUAUCAGUGUCAUAUAAGAGAAUCAGCAGGAAGGGAUGGGUAAAGGAGUGUGAGUUUGGUUGUAAUGAUCAGUCCUGGAGUUUGUACUGCUCUGACUCCAGCUGGUCGAUCUGGCACAAUAACGGAUUGACUAAACUCCCUGUAGUGUCCAGCUCCUCUAGAAUAGGAGUGUAUGUGGAUCACAGUGCAGGAACUCUGUCCUUCUACAGCGUCUCUGACACAAUGACCCUCAUCCACAGAGUCCAGACCACAUUCACUCAGCCUCUCUAUGCUGGGUUUUGGGCUAACAAAUAUUUGAAAGGACUAAUGUUUUUCUUUUCAAAAGCAACACUCUGUGAUCUAACAAUCUAGAUGGUACAAACUUUCAAUACAAUAUUAAUUGAUUUAUUCACUGAUUUUAUUGAUCACUUGCAAUGAUGCUUAUUUGUUGUGUAUGAAAUUGUGUAUUUAAAUGCAUUUAAAUUAACUCUGUUAAAUAACAUCACAUCAUAUCCAUUGGUGGCUGUCAUAAUCGUAUUCUCUUGGUUACAGCAAUUUCUAGAGAUCCCAUUGCAUAAACAAACAACCUCUAAUUAUCAUUAUCAAAACAGAGGGAGUGCACACCAUUUAUACUUAAUUAUAUAAAAACUUAAAUUAAAGAUGAUUUGUAACGCUAUAUUUAUUGAGUGAGAAUGAGAAUCUCAUCUCAAUCAUGAAGCACUAGUCUACAUACAGUACAAACCCUGAGCACUACAGAACCUUAAACACUUAACUUUUUUUUAACUGUUGUAUGUAAUGUAGCUUUUUCAAAAGAAAGGUUCGUGAACAAAGUUUACAAUUAUUAUAUGUCAAUUAUUUGCAUGUAAAUAAUUAUUUGCAUGUAUUGAUGGUUUUAUGUUUAUUUUGUGUUUAAAAUAAGUACUCAUGAAGUGGGAGUUGUUCUAUUUAUUUAUUUUUACUACUCACCUGUACCUUUAUCAUGUUAAUAUUGUAAAAGUUCAAUAAAAAGAUUAAGAAAGAACAACUACUCAACUUGAA